GGAAAGGAGGAGGACAUGGAGAUGAAGAAGAUUAACCUGUAGUUGAAGAACAGAGCCCCGGAGGAGGUGACAGAGUUAGUCCUUGAUAAUUGCUUGUGUGUCAAUGGGGAGAUCGAAGGCCUCAAUGACACCUUUAAAGAACUGGAGUUUCUUAGUAUGGCCAACGUGGAAUUGAGUUCCUUGGCCCGGCUUCCCAGCUUGAAUAAACUUCGAAAGUUGGAACUCAGCGACAAUAUAAUAUCUGGAGGCUUGGAAGUCCUGGCAGAGAAAUGUCCAAAUCUUACCUACCUCAAUCUGAGCGGAAACAAAAUCAAAGAUCUCAGUACAGUAGAAGCUCUGCAAAAUUUUAAGAAUUUGAAAAGUCUCGACUUGUUUAACUGUGAGAUCACAAACCUGGAGGACUACCGAGAAAGCAUUUUCGAGCUGCUGCAGCAGAUCACCUACUUAGAUGGAUUCCACCAGGAGGGCAACGAGGCCCCCGACUCGGAAGAGGAGGACGAGGAGGAUGGAGAUGAAGAUGAGGAUGAUGAGGAGGAAGAUGAAGCUGGUCCACCUGAAGGAUAUGAAGAGGAGGAGGAAGAGGAGGAUGAAGAUGAGGAUGAAGCAGGUUCAGAAGCGGGAGAGGGAGAAGAGGAGGUGGGCCUCUCAUACUUAAUGAAAGAAGAAAUUCAGGAUGAAGAAGACGAUGAUGAUUAUGUUGGUGAAGGGGAAGAAGAGGAAGAAGAGGGUGUGCGGGGAGAGAAAAGGAAGCGAGAUGCUGAGGAUGAUGGAGAGGAAGACGAUGACUAGCCCCUCCAGGAUGAGGUUGCUCCUGGUGUGCAGUAGAGCAGCCAUGCCUUGUUUCUUCAUGUAUGAUAGCUGUCCCUAGAGGUGAUGUGCAGCUUUUAUAGGAA
Microtus oregoni (creeping vole) is the source of this 893-nucleotide messenger RNA. RefSeq names its product acidic leucine-rich nuclear phosphoprotein 32 family member E-like. The coding region runs from base 157 to 789 and encodes 210 amino acids. The transcript has a single exon. Gene Ontology annotation, cellular component: nucleus. Gene Ontology annotation, biological process: regulation of apoptotic process. The record is from RefSeq and is a predicted model, not a curated record. Gene Ontology annotation, molecular function: phosphatase inhibitor activity; histone binding. NCBI's taxonomy places the organism in Eukaryota, Metazoa, Chordata, Mammalia, Rodentia, Cricetidae.